Messenger RNA from Scheffersomyces coipomensis, 1395 nucleotides. It is a transcript of the gene LEU2, whose product is annotated as 3-isopropylmalate dehydrogenase. The transcript has a single exon. Gene Ontology annotation, cellular component: cytosol. The coding region runs from base 203 to 1324 and encodes 373 amino acids. NCBI's taxonomy places the organism in Eukaryota, Fungi, Ascomycota, Pichiomycetes, Serinales, Debaryomycetaceae. The record is from RefSeq and is a predicted model, not a curated record. Gene Ontology annotation, molecular function: 3-isopropylmalate dehydrogenase activity; NAD binding; magnesium ion binding. Gene Ontology annotation, biological process: L-leucine biosynthetic process.
AGUGAAUAAUGAAUAGGGUUCAGUCUAAUUUUGUGUUUAUCAUCGCUAUGCCGUUACCGGAUUUUUCUGGGACUGAGCAAAAAAACGUCACCAAACCUUUUGAGGACUGAAAAAUUUCGAAUCAGUAAAUUAUGACUCUAUCAACUUCUUCAUCCUUUUCCUUUCCUUUUCAAUUCGUUAGACUUAUAAUAUAUAUCUCAUCAUGUCUGUAACUACUAAGACUAUUACAAUUCUUCCAGGUGACCAUGUUGGUACCGAAAUCUGUAAUGAAGCCAUCAAGGUUUUAAAAGCCAUUGAAGAACAUACCCCACAUCAAAACAUAAAAUUCGAAUUCAAGCAUCAUUUAAUUGGAGGUGCUGCCAUUGAUGCCACUGGAGUUCCAUUACCUGACGAUUCCUUAGCUGCCGCCAAGCAAUCUGAUGCUGUUUUAUUAGGAGCUGUCGGUGGUCCAAAAUGGGGUACUGGUGCUGUUAGACCUGAACAAGGUUUAUUAAAAAUCAGAAAAGAAUUAAACUUAUAUGCUAAUUUAAGACCAUGUAAUUUUGCUUCUGAUGCUUUAUUAGAAUUAUCUCCAUUAAAAUCUGAAGUUGUGAAAGGUACUAAUUUCACUGUUGUUCGUGAAUUAGUUGGUGGUAUAUAUUUUGGUGAAAGACAAGAACAAGAUGAAUCAGAAGAUAAUGAAACUGCUUGGGAUACUGAACAAUAUACCGUGGCUGAAGUAUCUAGAAUCACUAGAAUGGCUGCAUUUAUGGCUUUACAACAUAAUCCACCUUUACCAAUCUGGUCAUUGGAUAAAGCAAAUGUUUUAGCUUCAUCAAGAUUAUGGAGAAGAACUGUCGAUAAAGUUAUUACUGAAGAAUUCCCAACUUUAAAAGUUCAACAUCAAUUAAUUGACUCAGCUGCUAUGAUCUUAGUUCAAUCUCCAAGUAAAUUAAAUGGUAUUGUUAUAACUUCAAAUAUGUUUGGUGAUAUUAUAUCCGAUGAAGCUUCCGUCAUUCCUGGUUCUUUGGGUCUUUUACCUUCAGCUUCCUUAUCUUCGUUACCAGAUACCAACAAAGCUUUUGGUUUAUAUGAACCAUGUCACGGUUCUGCUCCAGAUUUACCUGAAAAUAAAGUAAAUCCAGUCGCUACCAUCUUAUCUGUGGCUAUGAUGUUAAGAUUAUCAUUAGAUUCACUUAAAGAAGCUGCUGCUUUAGAAGAAGCUGUUCGUCAAGUUUUAGAUUCAGGAAUUAGAACUGCCGAUUUAAGAGGUACAAGCUCUACUAAAGAAGUUGGUGAAGCUAUUGUAGAAGCUUUGAUCAAAAUUUUAAAAUCUUCUGCUUAAUAAUGUUUAUAGUUUUUUAUUUAAUUCGACUUUUAUAUAUAUAUGCUUGGUUUGUGUUAAACUUACAAAAA